AUCAUGGAAGAAAUCGCACCCGAAUACGAUGUCGUUGUGCUUGGCACAGGUCUCACAGAAUGCAUCAUCAGUGGAGUCCUAUCUGUCCAGGGACAGAAGGUGUUGCACAUGGAUCGCAAUGAUCAUUACGGUGGCGAGGCAGCUUCAGUCAACUUGGAGACCAUGUUCAAGAAGUAUGGCAACUAUACGGAGGGAAGCGAGCCUUGGAAGAAGUACGGCCGUUCCAACGAUUGGAACAUCGACCUCGUCCCGAAGCUUCUCAUGAGCAAUGGCGAGCUCACCAACAUUCUUGUGAGCACGGAUGUCACACGCUACAUCGAGUUCAAGCAGAUCGCAGGCAGCUUCGUACAGCAAGGCAACGCUGCCAAGGCUACUGUGGCGAAGGUUCCCAGUGAUGCAGGCGAAGCGUUGCGGAGUCCGUUGAUGGGCAUCUUCGAGAAGAGGAGAGCAGGAAACUUCCUGAAAUGGGUUGGCAGCUUUGACGAGAAGGACUCGGCUACACACAACGGCCUGAAUCUUUCGCAAGCGACCAUGAAGCAAGUCUACGACAAGUAUGGCCUGGAGCCAACAACCCGUGACUUCAUUGGCCACAGUAUGGCGCUCUAUACAUCGGAUGACUACGUCGACAAGCCCGGUCAAGCGAAAGAUGCGGUUGAGCGCAUUCGGCUUUAUGUCAACAGUAUGGCUCGUUAUGGCAAGAGCCCAUACAUCUACCCGCUUUACGGUCUCGGCGAACUCCCACAAGGUUUCGCCCGUUUGAGUGCAAUCUACGGUGGAACUUACAUGCUAAAUACCAACAUCGACGAGGUCAAGUAUGAGGGAGGCAAGGUUUCCGGCAUCCGGGCGACCAUGAAAGAGCGAGGCGAGCCUGGCGAUGGCAUGAAGUUCGAGACAAAGUGCAAGAAGAUCAUCGCCGACCCAUCAUACUUCCCCGACAAAGUCCGUGUCGUUGGCCAUUACCUCAAGGCCAUCUGCAUCCUGAAUCACCCGAUCGAAAAGACCGACAACUCGGACUCGCUGCAGCUGAUCAUCCCACAAUCUCAAGUCGAACGCAAAAACGAUAUCUACAUCGCUAUGGUCUCAUCGACUCACAACGUUUGCCCUAAGGGCUACUACAUCGCUAUUGUCAGCACCAUCGCCGAAACCACCGCUAACCACCACCUUGAGCUCAAGCCCGGUCUUGACCGACUCGGCAAGAUCGAAGAGCAAUUCAUGGGCCCGCCAAUCCCGAUCUACGAGCCUCUCGCAGACGGCUCUGCCGACAACGUCUUCAUCAGCAAAUCAUACGAUGCUUCGUCACACUUCGAGACCAUGACCGAGGACGUGCGCCAUGUGUACAAACGUGCAGAGGGGAAGGAGCUCGUCGUGGAGGGCCUCAAGAGCGGCCAGCAACUUGUUUCCGACGAGUGAGCACAGCGCAUGAGAUGGAAUGAGUGGAGGAAUUAGGUUGGCGAGAGCGCGCCCAGCAUGACUGCGAUUUCGUAUGAAGCGACUGAGGCAAAACUGGUAUUGAAGGUGAAACAGCGGCGUAUCGCUCGUCUGCAUAGUACGAUUAUUCUAUCAACAAUGGUCAUGAGUUAGAAGGGAUUAUGAACAAACCAGUUCUAUAGGAGAUCUGUCAGAUAGUUGGACCACGUCAUGACCUUUCUUGCAUCCGAGUAAAGCGUUCUCCCUUUCACCUUGCGGAUAAACACGACUUUCAAUCGCUUUACCGUCGAUGUACAUAUGAUUUUCUUCACCUCCGAGCUUUGUGCUACUUAACUCGUCUGCCCCACAAGUUAGAUCCGUCUCUGACAAGAGACACAGGCACUAACAAGCUCUUUACC
Molecule: messenger RNA, 1826 nt
Organism: Dissoconium aciculare CBS 342.82
Lineage: Eukaryota; Fungi; Ascomycota; Dothideomycetes; Mycosphaerellales; Dissoconiaceae
Product: rab GTPase activator
Exons: 3
Coding region: 4-1410 (468 amino acids)
Biological process (GO): protein transport; small GTPase-mediated signal transduction; vesicle-mediated transport
Cellular component (GO): cytoplasm
Molecular function (GO): Rab GDP-dissociation inhibitor activity
Source: RefSeq, a predicted model, not a curated record